AUGACUCGUGGUGAAGCGUCUCACUCCAAUCCAGCUCGUCAACCAUCGAAGUCUCAUUCUCCUACAUCUGGUGACGCAGCUCGAUUCGUCAGUCAUCAAUCUACUGUGAUCUCUUCCGCUGAUCGCUUUGAGGUAUCCAACAGUCCUGACAAUAUUCAUUCUCCAUACUACUUGCAUAACUCCGAUCAUCCCGACCUAGUCUUAGUCUCAGAACCCCUAGAUGGAAACAACUAUGGAAUCUGGUUGAUUGCUAUGACAACUAGUCUUGAAGCUAAGAAUAAGCUAGGUUUCUUGGAUGGAUCGAUUGCUAAACCUCUGGAGAAUGAUCAAUAUUUCAAAAUUUGGUGUCGCUGCAAUAGAAUGCUCAAAUCUUGGUUGCUGAAUAGUGUUUCUAAGAAGAUCUACACUAGCAUUCUCUACAUCAAGCAUGCUGCUGAUAUAAGGAAGGAUUUGCAUACUCGCUUUCACAAAUCAAAUCUUCCGCGUCUCUAUAAGCUUCGACAGAUUCAUUCAUUGCGUCAGGGGAGUUUGGAUCUCUCAUCCUAUCACAUACAAACGCAGGCUCUUUGGGAAGAAUUAAUCAGUAUUCAACCACCUGCAUCUACUGUUGAAGAGUUCUUGGCUGAGAAAGAAACUAACUGUGUCAUUGAUUUUCUUAUGGGAUUGAAUGAAAGCUAUGCGAGUAUUCGCAGUAGGAUAUUAAUGAAGAAAACUCCCCCUUCUCUAUCAGAGGUGUUUAAUCUUCUUGACCAUGAGGAUAGUCAAAGGGAUGCCUCUGUCCUGAAUUCUCCGGAUCUCUCUACAACGUCUUUUCAUGUAUCUCAAUCUUCAGGACAUGGUGCUCUUACGCAAUCUCAGUCCUCUUCUUCAUCUUCUAGUGGACCAUCUGGGGGAUAUAUCAGGAAAGAUAGACCAUAUUGUACUCACUGCCAUCGUGUUGGGCAUGUUGUUGACAAGUGUUACAAGAAACAUGGUUAUCCUAACAGCUUCAAGCCUAAUCAGAGGAAUGAUAAGAUCUCUAUUCCAGUUACUGCUAAUGUAACAGUUGAAAAAGCUGGAAUAGAGAUCUUAUCCUAA
Brassica oleracea var. oleracea is the source of this 1077-nucleotide messenger RNA. RefSeq lists its product as uncharacterized. Lineage: Eukaryota; Viridiplantae; Streptophyta; Magnoliopsida; Brassicales; Brassicaceae. Bases 1 to 1077 code for a protein of 358 amino acids. Gene Ontology annotation, molecular function: zinc ion binding; nucleic acid binding. The record is from RefSeq and is a predicted model, not a curated record. The transcript has a single exon.